AACAUCUUUUUAAUGCUAUGGAUGCUUCGCCUUUACAGUGACUUGUCCCCGUUGCUGAUUGGACGCUCUCAGCAGCAUUUACUUCGUUCUUCUCUCUUUUCUUCUAGCCCACUUCAUAUUUCGUUCUAGGCAGCGUAGAUCGCCGCGCCGUUUUGAUAACGGUUAGGGAUUGUUAACCAGACGCACAGAGCCCACCGCCUCGUUGACGAGUUCCGAAAUGUACAACAACUACUUCAUCGCCGCUCUGCUUGCCUCUGCAACUUUGGGAAGGGCGCAGGGUGUUCUUGGAGGCUCGUCAGUCCCUGCGGACACUAUGUCACUGGCCGCUGCCCCUGGCCCCUCUGUGACAUCGCCCUCCCCUUCUCAGACUUCCGUACCUUCAUCCACGUCUUCCAUCAUGAGUUCGUCGACGCCUGCUCCACCCAAGGACAUGCCUCAGUACCCGUCGUACCAAUACACGUCUGAAAUGCCGUACAGCGUCAUGACGUCUGGUGGAUAUAAAUCGCUGGAUUGCGGAUACGGAUAUAAGAAAGGCAAUGAUGGGUCGUGUCAGAAGGAAAGCUGGUACUCAUACACAGGCAAUGGAUGCUAUGCCCAGACGACGCUCAUCGUCAACAACAACGGUGGUUACAACUAUAACGCCAAAUGCUACUAUGGUGGUGGAGAGACCAAGACGAUUACUGAGACAGUGACCGACACCAUGACCAAAACUAUGGUUCAAACGACAACGGAGACUGUCACAGAUACUGCAACCAAGACCGAGAUCGAGAUGCAGACGUACACUCAAUUUGUUCCCACCACGCGCAUCUGGACCAGUACUGAGAUUAUUGACAAGACAAAACUCAUCGAGCACACGAUGACUGCUACUGAGACGCAGACCAACGUCUAUACUACCAGUGUGACGAAGACCCAGACCGCUACUGUCACGGAUGUCGAGACCAAGACUGUUGUCUACACGAGUUUGGUGCCUACAACAUAUGUGAAAACUUUGGUUUCUACGGAAGUCAUCGACAAGACCAAAACCAUUGAGCACACUCUGUUGAACACCAUCACUGACACGAUGACUCAGGUUAAAACUCAGUUUGAUACGGUGACUAAGACAGACUUCAUGACAAUUUUCAACACCAAGACUGUCCUACAACCAACCACAUAUGUGAGGACCUAUGUCUCUACCGAUAUUAUCGACAACACAAAGACUGUUGUCAACACAAUGACCGAAUUGAUGACUGACACCGUGACUAAGACAAUGGUUGACACAAAGACAAUCCAAAAAACUCAAACAGAGACGGAUUUCAUCACUCGGGUGUAUACUCAAGUGGUUCCAACCACGUACACUAAGGUCUGGAUAAGCACCGAAAUCAUGGAUAAGACGAAGACGGUUGAUCACACUCUAUCGACAGUAAUCACAUCCACGAGAACAGACGUGAUGAUGACCACUGUCGUCUCCACCACGACGCCAGUCCAAACGUCCCUAUCAAGUUGUUUGUAUGAGUGCAAGCAACAGUACAAUAUGUUGGGCCAGUACUAUGACAAUGCCCCCAGCCGGCCUACUCCGGCGUACGAGCAUGAAUCGUAUGCUCCUCCCGUCUCCACUGACCAAAGUGGCGGCGGGUGCUAUGGCGGUUCAUGCCGUCGUUAACUCCGAAGUGGUGGACGGCGAUUCCCAUUCUUCACGACCUCAGAUGCUAUUGAUUUUCCUGACACGAACUUCACGUCGUCGCUCUUUGUGGUCCUUUCUCGAGAUCGAAUUAAGUCGUCCCUUUUUCAAGAUCGUAUGCUUCGUUUUGUUUGCCAUUUUUUUGCCUUGUUCAUUUUUGGGUUUGCCUUACAGUUCCUCUCCUUGAACAAAUACUGAACUUGGUAUCGUUGUCAAUUGAUAUGUUUUUGCCG
Cantharellus anzutake is the source of this 1890-nucleotide messenger RNA. RefSeq lists its product as uncharacterized. NCBI's taxonomy places the organism in Eukaryota, Fungi, Basidiomycota, Agaricomycetes, Cantharellales, Hydnaceae. The record is from RefSeq and is a predicted model, not a curated record. The transcript has 9 exons. Bases 218 to 1639 code for a protein of 473 amino acids.